GGUGUUCAAACCGGUAAUACAGUGCAGGAUGAUCCGUAAACUAAGCAGGAAGGUUCGAGGAGUAGGAGAUGAAGAUCAGGAGCUGACAUCAGCUAGGGGGGUUCAAGACCUUACUCCUACUAAAAGUGUUCAACCGGAGAAGGUUUUUGUAAAGAAAAGUUCUAGUUCACGUCUCCAAGAUCCAGAUACCCCUAUAGUUCCAAAGAAAUCAGUGUCUGGAGUUCAAAGAUCGGCAACUAUGAGAGAAGAUCGACGUGAAAAGAAAAUCAGCAGAUCGGCAUCAUCUUCGCAUAUUGAGAAGAAAGUGUGUGGUGUCUGUUACAAGGAGCUGUCAGGGGCUAAGCUGCUGCCUUGUCAGCAUACAUUCUGCUGCUCCUGUCUUAUCCAAUAUGUCAACCCUAAGAUGCUCCUAGACUGCCCUAAAUGCAGAAAUGUUGUAACCGUUACUCCGGGUCUAACCAACCUUCCUGACUUUACUCCUGGAGCUAAGGUUGAACCAGGAGACAAUCCUGUUGAGAUUAAACAGAACCAGAACUGUGGCAGUUGUAACUCUGAAGAUAUUGACGCCCGAUCCUGUCUUCAUUGUAACAAGAAAUAUUGUUCUCUAUGUCUGGACCCGCACUUGAACCUACUGGAGGAACAGAAAGAGACGAUGAGUAUUCAUCUUCAGGAGACAUUAGAGUCCCUCGCCAUAUCUCUCGAGGAGUUCAAGGACCAGAUGUCAGAUAUAGCUGUUGUAGCAGACGAGGCUGUAGAGAUCAAGAUCUCCAGUAUUCAGAACAGAAGAUCAAAGCUAGAUGAAGAACUCUGUGAUCUUCUGAACUCUAAAAAUGUAGAGAUGGAGAGAUUGAGAAAUGGAACAGAGAAGAUGAUUAAAAAGCUGGGAACAGGAACAGACGGAGGAACUCAGGAGCAGAAGAUGUUACAGUUGAAGAGUAUGCGGGGGGACUAUGAUAAGCUGAUUAAAGACCUGGAGGGGUUUAUGGCGGACAAGAUUGAUAUUGAUACAGAGAACAUCACUCUAGUGGACAGAGAACAUGGAGACAAAAUUAAAAAAGGAAAAACAAAUGUUGCGAUGAGUCACCUGCAAGAUGUGGCGAAGUUGACCUGGAGCGGAUGCGUCCAACCCUCUGCUGCUGCUGAGUGCCCCUGGAACGGUCAAGUCUGGGUCUGCGCCACAGGUUCUGGGGAGAUUGGAAUAUUUAGUCAGGAGGGUAAAUUAGUAAACACAGUUGCUCACCAGGGAAUGCUCUAUCCUAUCAGUAUAGGCUUCAACAUUACACACAGAGAAGUUUAUGUUGCAGACCAAAGGCAGCAGUGCAUUUGGAUUAUCAAUGGUGAUACCUUUGCUGUUCUGAACUGUAUUGGGAAGGAGAACACAAAGAAGGGUAAAAUGUCGAGCCCAAGCUGUCUUAUGGUCGACCUCAAACAAAGGAUUUAUCUAACCAACACUGGGGAUACAAAAAUACAGGUUUGGAAUAGAUCGGGAGAACAUGUAAGAAACCUUGGACAUGGAGAGGACGGGUUGAGUGGUAUCCGGGUCCCUACUACUGUAUCCUGUAAUAGAUCAGGGAGAAGGAUUGCUGUUCUUGAUGCUGGAGAUAUGAGGGUUCACGUGAUCUCCACUAUAUCCUGGAGAAGCGUUUUCCAGUUAACCGGAGCAGAGAGGAUCCUUGGUGUAUCCUGGAACAAUCAGGAUCAAAUAAUCAUCCUACUCAAGGAUAAAAUACAGGUGUACGAUGGAACUAUCCUGAUAAAGACGGAGAAGAUAGAACCUGGAGCAUCAGCUUUAUCUAUUCUAGGAGUGGACAUUGGAUUAAACUAUACACAUCAUGUUAUCAUCAAACGAUGGAAAGAAAGAAAAUAAAGAAAAAUUACAUCAGAAUAUAAACUGUAAAAUAUAUAUGUAUUUGUCAUAGAAAAAUAAAUAUAAUCUACGAACAGUAUCAACUUGAA
This is a messenger RNA of Eurytemora carolleeae, 1956 nucleotides long. RefSeq lists its product as uncharacterized. The record is from RefSeq and is a predicted model, not a curated record. Gene Ontology annotation, biological process: positive regulation of DNA-templated transcription. The coding region runs from base 29 to 1867 and encodes 612 amino acids. Gene Ontology annotation, molecular function: ubiquitin-protein transferase activity; metal ion binding. Lineage: Eukaryota; Metazoa; Arthropoda; Copepoda; Calanoida; Temoridae. Gene Ontology annotation, cellular component: nucleoplasm; chromatin. The transcript has 19 exons.